Centropristis striata (black sea bass) is the source of this 5220-nucleotide messenger RNA. RefSeq names its product potassium sodium-activated channel subfamily T member 1a (gene kcnt1a). The record is from RefSeq and is a predicted model, not a curated record. Gene Ontology annotation, cellular component: membrane. Gene Ontology annotation, molecular function: intracellular sodium-activated potassium channel activity. Bases 241 to 4098 code for a protein of 1285 amino acids. The transcript has 32 exons. NCBI's taxonomy places the organism in Eukaryota, Metazoa, Chordata, Actinopteri, Perciformes, Serranidae. Gene Ontology annotation, biological process: potassium ion transport.
CACGCUGCCAGCCUGAUUUCUGACUAAUUCCUGUCUUUAAAGAGUUCAUCAGCCAGUUGUCACUUAGCUCGCAGCCUCUUUAUUUGCGUAGGCUGACAGAAAACAACAACUCUUAAACCUCCAGGAUGCACCUGGAUAGGUGAGGGUGUCCUCCACGCAAAGGGAGACAUCACCCGGGCUGUCCACAGAGCGCGUCUUUCUCUCCGGGUGUCCACUCCUUUUUGGGCAGAUCACCCUCCGAUGCAAUUAACCCAGGAAGACGACUGUGUCAAGAGGGACUCAACGCCGACCACCGCAGCUCUCCAGUCCGACGGCAGCGCCGGAUCUCCGGCCAAAAUGUGCAGUGAAUGUUACGUGAAUCAGACAUUUGUGCACGAUGACGGGACCGUGAACCACCACAAGCCACGGAUGCUGUUUGAACAUCUCAUCUCACAGAACAAGCUGCAAACAGACAGCUCCUCUCCAGCACCACUCCUUACCAGCAGCAACAAAAGCGGGGUCAUCUUAGACAUCUCCACCCUUAAGAUGGAGCAGCAGGAGAGCGAGGAGGUGCCUCCGCUGCCGCCCCGCUUCCGCUUCAGAGACCUACUCCUCGGUGACCAGAGCUUCCAGAACGAUGACAGGGUGCAGGUGGAGUUUUAUGUGAAUGAAAACACCUUCAAGGAGCGUUUGAAGCUUUUCUUCAUCAAAAACCAAAGAUCAAGCCUUCGGAUUCGUGUGUUCAACUUCUCCCUGAAGCUGCUCACCUGCCUGCUCUACAUCAUCCGAGUGGUGACAGAUAACCCGGGUCAGGGCGCCAGCGGCAGUCACAGCGCAGGACAGCAAAACGCUCCCAGUGGCAACAACAAAUGUGUCGACUGCCAGUGGAACGGAUCAGUGCAGGACAGAGAAAUUAACUGGGAGUUGAUCUUCUGGGUCGACAGAAAACUUCCUGUCUGGGCCAUUCAAGUGAUUGUAGCCAUCAUUAGUUUCCUGGAGACGAUGUUACUGAUGUAUCUGAGCUACAAGGGGAACAUUUGGGAGCAGAUAUUCCAGGUGUCCUUUCUCCUGGAGAUGAUCAACACUGUUCCCUUCAUCAUCACGAUCUUCUGGCCAUCAAUAAGAAACAUCUUCAUUCCCGUGUUUCUCAACUGCUGGCUGGCCAAGUGUGCUUUGGAGAACAUGAUAAAUGAUGUCCACAGAGCAAUCCAGAGGACAAACUCAGCCAUGUUCAACCAGGUCCUCAUUCUCAUCUGCACCCUGCUCUGCCUGGUCUUCACUGGCACAUGUGGAAUCCAGCACCUGGAGCGAGCAGGAAAAAACCUCUCCCUCUUCAACUCCUUCUACUUCUGCAUCGUCACCUUCUCCACCGUGGGCUUUGGAGACGUCACUCCCCGCAUAUGGCCCUCCCAGCUGCUGGUGGUCAUCAUGAUCUGUGUGGCUCUGGUGGUGCUGCCUCUGCAGUUUGAAGAGCUGAUGUACCUGUGGAUGGAGAGACAGAAGUCUGGAGGGAAUUACAGCCGCCACAGAGCGCAGACGGAGAAACACGUCGUGCUUUGUGUCAGUUCGCUAAAGAUAGACCUGCUCAUGGAUUUUCUCAAUGAAUUCUAUGCUCAUCCCAGACUGCAGGAUUACUAUGUGGUGAUCCUGUGUCCAAGUGAAAUGGACCUCCAGGUGCGCAGAGUUCUGCAGAUCCCUCUGUGGUCUCAGAGGGUCAUCUAUCUGCAGGGAUCUGUUCUCAAAGACCAGGACCUGCUCAGAGCCAAAAUGGAUGACGCCGAGGCUUGUUUCAUUCUGAGCAGUCGUAACGAGGUGGAUCGCAUGGCUGCGGACCACCAGACCAUCCUGAGAGCCUGGGCAGUGAAGGACUUUGCUCCAAAUUGUCCGCUUUAUGUCCAGAUACUCAAACCUGAAAAUAAGUUCCACGUGAAAUUUGCAGAUCAUGUUGUGUGUGAGGAGGAGUUCAAAUAUGCCAUGCUGGCUCUCAACUGUGUGUGUCCCGCCACCUCCACGUUGGUCACGCUCCUCGUACACACCUCCCGCGGACGAGAAGGACAACAGUCUCCGGAGCAGUGGCAGAGGAUGUACGGAUGUUGCUCCGGCAAUGAGGUCUACCACAUCCGAGUGUGUGACAGCAAGUUCUUUGGAGAGUAUAACGGCAAAAGCUUUACAUACGCCUCCUUUCAUGCCCACAAGAAGUAUGGCGUGUGUCUGAUCGGUAUAAAGAGGGAAGACAACAAGAGCAUCCUUCUUAACCCAGGCCCGCGCCACAUCAUGGCCGCCUCAGACACCUGCUACUACAUCAACAUCACCAAGGAGGAGAACUCGGCCUUCAUCUUCAACCAGGAGGAGAGGAAGGGCCGUAGUACCGGGGGACUCUUUGACGGACCCUCGCAGCUUCCUGUGCACAGCAUCAUCGCCAGCAUGGGCACUGUCGCCAUCGAUCUUCAGAACACGAGUCCACCCGACCCCUCAGGUGGUAAACUGGUCCCGCCUACAGUAAACGGGACAGGGGGCCGCCGGCCGAGCAUCGCUCCGGUUCAGGAGAUCGCCGACUCGUCCUCAAUCCUGCCAUGUGACCUCCUCAGUGACCAAUCAGAAGACGACUCUGUCUUCAUAGAUGAGAAAGGCCACCCGUCUACUGAGUACGUGAAAGGUUAUCCCCCUAACUCUCCGUACAUUGGGAGCUCGCCCACCUUGUGCCAUCUGUUGGCUGAAAAAGCCCCGUUUUGCUGCCUACGACUGGACCAGGGUUGCAGGCACAACAGCUACGAGGAUGCAAAGGCUUACGGUUUUAAAAACAAGCUCAUCAUCGUGUCAGCUGAGACGGCAGGGAACGGUCUGUAUAACUUCAUAGUGCCUCUCAGAGCUUAUUACAGACCCAGGAAAGAACUCAACCCCAUUGUCUUGCUGCUGGAUAACCCGCCAGAUAAUCACUUUCUGGAGGCCAUCUGCUGUUUUCCUAUGGUCUACUACAUGGCUGGGACCAUAGACAAUCUGGACAGCCUGCUGCAGUGUGGCAUCAUCUACGCCGACAAUUUGGUUGUUGUGGAUAAAGAGAGUACAAUGAGUGCUGAGGAGGACUACAUGGCCGAUGCCAAAACUAUUGUUAAUGUGCAGACGAUGUUCAGGCUGUUUCCCAGUCUCAGCAUUAUUACAGAGCUUACUCAUCCAUCCAACAUGAGAUUCAUGCAGUUCAGAGCAAAGGACUGUUAUUCUCUGGCCCUCUCCAAGCUGGAGAAGAAAGAGCGUGAUAAAGGUUCAAACUUGGCCUUCAUGUUUCGCCUACCCUUUGCUGCAGGGAGAGUUUUCAGUAUCAGCAUGCUGGACACCCUGCUGUACCAGUCUUUUGUGAAGGAUUACAUGAUCCUUAUUGCAAGGCUACUGCUGGGGCUGGACACCACUCCAGGAUCAGGAUACCUCUGUGCUAUGAAAGUAACAGAGGAGGACUUGUGGAUUAGUACUUAUGGAAGACUGUUCCAGAAACUCUGCUCCUCUAGUGCCGAAAUUCCUAUUGGGAUCUAUCGGACAGAAUCACAUAUUUUCUCGACAUCUGAGUCACAGGUGUCCGUCAGUGUUGACGACUGCGAGGACACGAAGGACAAGGGGGACGAGUCUCGCAGCAAUGACCAGUCAGAUCACCCCUUGCUGAGGAAGAAGAGCAUGCAGUGGGCACGGCGCCUGAGUAAGAAGAGUGUGAGGUGGCAGGGGUCAAACCGGGACUCGAGUAAGGACCACGCCCAGCGCAUCGCUCAGCAGCGCCUCAACCUCUACAGGCGAUCCGAGAGGGAGGAGCUGUCUGAGCUGGUCCGCAACCGCAUGAGACAUCUUGGCCUCCCGACCUCCGGAUAUGAAGACUUAACCAAUCUGACAGCCAGUGAUGUCAUGAACAGAGUCAAUCUGGGAUACCUACAAGAUGAGCAGAACGAUCACCAGAACACGCUGUCCUACGUCCUCAUUAACCCGUCCCCAGACACCAGGCUGGAGCUCAAUGAUGUUGUGUACUUGAUUCGUUCGGACCCUCUGGCUCACGUCCCGGAGGAGCCUCCGGUCCACAGAAGCAGCCUGAAAGAGAGACACGAGUCCAGCAUAGAAACCAGAGAGGACACCCAGCUCUGAUACCGUGCUGACCUUCACCGGUACACUCCUUCAUAAUCAUACCUCCCCCUUCAGUUUACAUGGGGGUCUCUGGUUGCAGGUCCAGCCCUGAAAGAGGACAAUUUGUGCUACAAUUUUCCAGCACAGCAGUCAAAAAACUGUAUUAUAUGAGUGCCUACUGUUUGGCAGGUGACAUUUGACGUCAUCUGUGACAUUUCCAUCUUCCUGCCACAGACAUUGUUUGUAGGGAUAGUGCAGUUGUUGAAAGCUCUCUCAGAUGAGCAGUCCAGGACAAGCUUGUUAACAAACGAAGUGAGCGGACUGACAGAAGGGAUAUGAAUCAGGUCCAACACACCUGCAUUUGCACCUUUGAUUUGUUAGAGUUUCACCAGACAGAAAAGAAUUCGGAUCACACUUUAAUGAUUUACAUUGUUGUUGCAACGUCCUGAGUUUCAGAGUGGAUUGUAUAUUUUGUCUCUGCUCUUUUGGGUUGCGGCUCCCUCAGGAAAUGUGCAAAUUGAGCAUCAAGAUUAGAAAUGUUGAGCUGUAGGCUGAUGACCCAAGAUUUAUCAGUCUUUUCUUCAGAUUUAACAGAAAUCAGAUGCACAUAUUCUGAAUAUCCAGUGGCCAUAAACUUACAUAUUCACCACCAAUCGCAUAAAAUCAAACAUAACCUUCAACACUAUGUGACUUAAAUAAAAUAUGUGCAUUAAAGCUUUCCUUUAAAGCUUACUUUUUGUAGCUGAACCAUAGAAGUAGUUAUUCAGUGGUGUAGAGGUCUUAAUUAGUAGGUUAUGUAGAAAUAAUGAUUGUUAUUUAUAUGUUUCUCUGCAGUACAUUUCUAAGGUUGGAUGAGGUUUUUGCACUACGAGUGUGUAGUUCAGCCCUUUAAACAGGCCGUGCCAUAUAUUCAGUAUUGUACCUUAAAGGAUUUAGUUCAUUUGUACUAUAUUAGUAAUCAGAAAAUCUCAUUUAAUAAUGUCAGCCAUGCUCAGUGAAAGAAUGUGCUUAUAAAUUUACAAUUGUGGCUGUUUGGACAAAGUAUGCAUUUCUAGAUGCUGCAUCCUGUACACAAGAAUUUUUGACUCUUUGACUUCAUCGAUACGUAAAUGUUGAAGAUAUUUGUACUUAAGUUUCAUUUAA